This is a messenger RNA of Musa acuminata subsp. malaccensis (wild Malaysian banana), 933 nucleotides long. Its product is annotated as ras-related protein Rab11D. The record is from RefSeq and is a predicted model, not a curated record. NCBI's taxonomy places the organism in Eukaryota, Viridiplantae, Streptophyta, Magnoliopsida, Zingiberales, Musaceae. Gene Ontology annotation, molecular function: GTP binding; GTPase activity. Gene Ontology annotation, biological process: vesicle-mediated transport. Gene Ontology annotation, cellular component: endosome.
GUCACUGCGUCCUACUCAACUUCUUGCCCUCCUCCGCGACAGUCGUCGAAUCUUCCUCCUCCUCUAUCCUUUCAAAACUAUAACUAGUGCGCGCGAGCUUGUCCUUGCACGGAGGAGUUGAGAGGGAGAGGGAGAGAGAGAUGGCGGGGUCCUGGGCGGAGGACGACUACGACUACCUGUUCAAGUUGGUGCUGAUCGGGGACUCCGGGGUGGGCAAGUCCAACCUCCUCUCCCGCUUCACAAAGAACGAGUUCAACCUCGAGUCCAAGUCCACCAUCGGCGUCGAGUUCGCCACCCGCAGCAUCUCCGUCGACGGCAAGGUCCUCAAGGCCCAGAUUUGGGACACCGCCGGCCAAGAGAGGUACCGUGCCAUAACAAGUGCUUACUACCGUGGAGCCGUGGGUGCAUUGCUUGUUUAUGAUGUCACUAGGCGCGCCACAUUUGAGAAUGUUUCGCGUUGGCUGAGGGAGCUGAAGGACCACACGGAUCCUAACAUAGUUGUCAUGCUGAUCGGGAACAAGUCAGAUCUCCGUCACCUUGUUGCUGUUCCAACUGAAGAUGGCAAGGGUUAUGCGGAGAGAGAAUCCUUAUAUUUUAUGGAAACAUCUGCACUGGAAGCAACAAAUGUAGACAAUGCAUUUGCAGAAGUCCUGAGUCAGAUUUACCGAAUUGUCAGCAAGAGAGCAGUCGAGGCAGGUGAUGAUGCAGCAUCUUCUUCUGUUCCUAGUAAAGGUGAGAGAAUAAAUGUGAAAGAUGAUGCUUCUACACAGAAGAAACUUGGUUGCUGUUCAACUUAGGUAAUGUUGAUGUUUGCUUAAUGGUUUCUCCUUUUUGUGUAAUAUUUGAGUUCCUUUAUCUUCUUUUGAAAUUAACAAUUCUGGAUCUGAAUUUGGACUGUCUGAUGUUUUGUUAUCAUGGUAUUUGUCACUGAAA